Lactuca sativa (garden lettuce) is the source of this 1860-nucleotide messenger RNA. Lineage: Eukaryota; Viridiplantae; Streptophyta; Magnoliopsida; Asterales; Asteraceae. The record is from RefSeq and is a predicted model, not a curated record.
AUGGCCUCAACUAGUUUAUGUUUUUUCUUAUUAGCCACCGUUAAGGUCGGUGCUAACGAUAAGCCUUAUGUAUAUAAUUCGCCAUCACCCGUGAGUUGGAAACUACCGCCACUGGUGAGGGACCCAUGGCAAAAAUCACCAUACAUUUACAAGUCUCCACCACGACCACCAUCAUCAUCAUAUGUGUAUAAUUCUCCCUCUCCACCUCAAUAUGUAUACAAGUCUCCCCCUCCACCAUCAUCUUCACCACCACCACCAUAUGUUUACAAAUCUCCACCUCCACUGCCUUAUGUUUACAAGUCUCCACCGCCGCCAUCACCAUCCCCACCUCCUUCUUAUGUCUACAAGUCUCCCCCUCCACCUUCACCUUCUCCACCACCUCCAUAUGUGUAUAUGUCUCCCCCUCCACCUUCACCUUCCCCGCCACCUCCAUAUGUUUACAAAUCUCCGUCACCACCUUCAUCAUCACCACCACCUCCUUAUAAGUCUCCCCCUCCACCGCCACCUUCACCACCACCUCCAUAUGUUUACAAAUCUCCACCGCCACCUUCACCAUCACCACCACCUCCUUAUGUCUACAAAUCUCCACCGCCACCAUCACCAUCACCACCUCCUCCUUAUAUCUAUAAGUCUCCCCCUCCACCGUCACCUUCCCCACCACCUCCAUACUUGUAUAAGUCUCCCCCUCCACCGUCACCGUCACCACUACCUCCAUAUAUUUACAAAUCUCCACCACCACCUUCAUCAUCACCACCACCUCCUUAUGUAUACAAGUCUCCGCCACCACCAUCACAAUCCCCACCUCCUCCUUAUAUCUACAAGUCUCCCCCUCCACCAUCACCUUCCCCACCACCUCCAUACGUGUAUAAGUCUCCCCCUCCACCUUCAUCUUCCCCACCGCCUCCGUAUGUUUACAAAUCUCCACCACCACCUUCACCAUCACCACCAUCUCCUUAUAUCUAUAAGUCUCCACCACCGUCAUCACCAUCCCCACCUCCUCCUUAUAUCUACAAGUCUCCACCCCCACCAUCACCUUCCCUACCACCUCCAUAUGUGUACAAGUCGCCCCCUCCACCGUCACCUUCACCACCACCUCCGUAUGUUUACAAAUCUCCACCACCACCUUCACCAUCACCACCACCUCCUUAUGUCUACAAGUCUCCACCGCCACCAUCACCUUCCCCACCUCCUCCAUAUGUAUACAAGUCUCCCCCUCCACCGUCACCUUCACCACCACCUCCAUAUAUUUACAAAUCUCCACCACCUCCAUAUAUUUACAAAUCUCCACCACCACCUUCACCGUCACCACCACCUCCUUAUGUAUACAAGUCUCCACCGCUACCAUCACCAUCCCCACCUCCUCCUUAUACAUAUAAGUCUCCCACUCCACCGUCACCUUCCCCACCACCUCCAUACGUGUAUAAGUCUCCCCCUCCCCCUACACCUGCCCCACCGCUUCCAUAUGUUUACAAAUCUCCACCACCACUAUCACCAUCACCACCACCUCCUUAUGUCUACAAGUCUCCACCGCCACGAUCACCAUCCCCACCUCCUCCUUAUAUCUACAAGUCUCCCCCUCCACCGUUACCUUCCCCACCACCUUCAUAUGCUUACAAAUCUCCACCACCACCUUCACCAUCACCACCACAUCCAUAUUACAUUAAAUCACCACCCCCACCGUCAAAGUCUCCCGGAACACCAAAGCACUACUGAAGCACAAACUUCUUCGACAAAGAAUAAUGAGACUUGUGGCAUCAUAGUAAAUCUUACGUUGUCUUCCGAUACAACUUAUUUGUUUUUGUCAUUCUUAAUCAAGUGUAUUUUUGGAUUAAUAUGCUCUCAACAAGCAGUGACAUUUGC